Amoebophrya sp. A25 is the source of this 442-nucleotide messenger RNA. The record is from the annotation of a GenBank genome assembly. Lineage: Eukaryota; Dinophyceae; Syndiniales; Amoebophryaceae.
AUCGAAUGCCGUGACCGCAGCAAGUAAAAAGCUUCCGAAUGCUGGAGCAAGCAGAUCUAGCUCAUCUACUGGCGCAGCUGCUGUUGCAGCCACCUCUUCUGCAGCACCCACUGCCGCUCAAGCUGCCCAGGCAGACUCGUCUCGUCCAAAAAAGCCAGCGGCGUCGUACAUCACCGCAGGUCAUAUCGGAAACGUCAGGCAUGGCGGGAAGCAGAUCUGUUCGAUGUUAUGGCAAAGGUUGACUCGAGAUCAUGUCGACUUCGAUGAAAGUAAUCACUUUCACUAAUAAUGAAUUCGGUAUAAGUAAUUCUAUUUCUAGCGUUAUCCUUAUCAAUCACGACUAACUGACUUAUUAAACUUGUCGAGAGGACAGGAUAUUCAGAAUCAAGCCAUCCAACUUCUUCUAAUCUUCGAUGUGAGCAAAGCCAGAGGCGUUCCUGAG